UUGACGGAUGUGUCAUGAGAUAUAAAAACCUUUUAAUAACAUUUCAAAUUAUUACGCAUUGUUUUUGUAAUUAUUUUUAAGAACUACCCAGUGAAAUUAAUUCAGUGAUUAAACCGUGCUGAAAAUGUAAUUUAAGAGUGACGUGGUUCAUUGUUCGAUAUUAAGUGAUUUUUUUUGUAAAAUGGGCGACAUUGAGGAAGUUUUUGAUUUGUUUACGCAGGACGGUGUUAUUUUGAAGCAAGCACAGGCGAGUUACAUGCAGUUUUUGAAUAGUUUGGGUACUGUUUACAUAAAUGAGGCCAAAACGGACCCUAGAGAGAGGUUUUUGGAAUGGAAACCUAAUGAUAUUACUGUUGAUUCGGACAUGCAAGAUCAAGAAUGGGCUGUUGUAAACACAAUACAGAAAAGAACAAGGACUAUAUCGGGCAGUUUGCCUUCUGAUUAUAGCAAUCGAUUGAGGAGUUUAAGAGUACCAUUUAGAGACAUAAAAAGUUUUAAAUCGUCUCAUAAGAACAGAGAGUUGACUGUCUACAAUGGACAAGGGGAUACAAUCUGUAUAUUUCUCUUUCAAACUAAUUGCGAUCAUAUGGCAGGCCAUUUAAAAAAGUUUAUGAAGGUCGUACCUUCCAAACGUGACAGAAAUUUGUAUUACGUUCAAGAUAAUACAUUGGAAAUACAACAGUUAACAAAAUCAUUUGCCGAGUUGAAUCUGCCAACUGACGAUUCAGGAAUAUGGCGGUUGGUUAGGAACUUUCAAACACAACCAGUUGAAACCACUUUUGAAGCCUUCUCAAAAGUGACAACCCUAAUGUAUAAAACAAUGGACAAAAAGGAAAUAAGCGAUCACGACAGGGAAGCCCUAAACAAAAGCAUCACAGAGUACGGCUCAAACAACACAACAGACUUUGCUGGCAACAGCAACGACUACGAGGUCGUUGCGACAGUCCCCGAACUACCUGUAAGACCGGAAUUCCCCCGGCUUAAACCGCUGAGCCAGGAAUUAUGGAGGGACCACAUGGAUUUCGAGGGAAAAAUCGAAGACGUCGAGUCCGUCAAAAAUUUAAUCUUCAGAGGGGGUAUUUGCCCAUCUAUACGCAAAGAAGUAUGGAAAUACCUUCUGGAGUAUUACCCCUGGACUUCUACGUACAAAGAGCGGCAAAAUUUAGCGGAAAAUCUUAAAGACGAGUACUACAAGAUGAAACUGCAGUGGAAAACAAUUACGAAGACGCAGGAAGACAACUUUUCAGAUUACAGGGAUAGAAAAUCCUUGAUUGAAAAGGACGUUAAUAGAACUGACAGAACGGUGGAGUUUUUUGCAGGAGACAACAACAAAAAUUUGAACACCCUUUUCGAGAUUCUGAUGACUUUUGUUAUGUAUAACUUCGAUUUGGGUUAUGUGCAAGGAAUGAGCGAUCUUUUAUCGCCAAUAUUGCAGCUUGUAGAGGACGAGGUUGAGUCGUUUUGGUGCUUUGUAGGAUUCAUGAAAAUAAUGAGCUCAAAUUUCGACAUUGACCAGGCUGGCAUGAAGGAACAAUUCAAAAAACUACAAGAAUUGCUGGCAUUUUUUUCGCCAAAUUUAUCGAAUUAUUUAAACGAACACGAUUCUGCAAAUAUGUUUUUCUGCUUCCGUUGGUUAUUGGUGUGGUUUAAGCGCGAGUUGAGCCAGGAUGACGUCAUGCGAUUCUGGGAGGUGCUAUGGACGGGGUUACCUUGUCAAAACUUUCAUUUGUUAAUCGCCGUAACGAUUUUGGACAACGAAAAGGAGGCUUUAAUGGCGAAUGGGAACGGUUUCACAGAGAUUUUGAAGCAUAUAAACGAUCUAAGCGGCAAACUGGACAUAGAUACGAUCUUCAACAAGGCCGAGGGCGUCUAUCACCAACUCAAAAACGCCGAACACCUGACCGACAACGUACGAGCGAUCUUGGGCUUGCCGUUGGCGCCGUCUAGCAGCAACAGCGCUAGUAGCUCGAUCGCCCGAGAGAUGUCGCUGGCUUCGGACGCUUGCGCCAGCAACGGGAGCGCCCCCAGGUGCUCCGUGGAGAACGUGCGAAUCUCCCCCGACGAAAAUAGCUACGAAAGAUCCAUUAGUGGGUCUUAUUUGUAAUUUUACGACGUUUUACAAGCGUACCGAGAAAAUGCGUUAGGUUUUAAGACGAAUUUUAUUAAGUGUUUACAUAAUUGGCAGUUUUAAGGUGUUUGGUAACUAUAACAUACACACAUAUAUCCACUUUUUAUUUUUGUCUUUUUUGUUGUAAAUUUUGACAAUAACUUUUAUGAUAUCAAAAUUUUGCCAAAGGCCAAUUCACUUUUUUUAAAUGUUUAUAUUUUAA
Brassicogethes aeneus is the source of this 2330-nucleotide messenger RNA. NCBI's taxonomy places the organism in Eukaryota, Metazoa, Arthropoda, Insecta, Coleoptera, Nitidulidae. The record is from the annotation of a GenBank genome assembly.